Molecule: messenger RNA, 2767 nt
Organism: Diorhabda sublineata
Lineage: Eukaryota; Metazoa; Arthropoda; Insecta; Coleoptera; Chrysomelidae
Gene: Su(var)2-10
Product: E3 SUMO-protein ligase PIAS3
Exons: 10
Coding region: 324-2213 (629 amino acids)
Biological process (GO): protein sumoylation; regulation of transcription by RNA polymerase II
Molecular function (GO): zinc ion binding; transcription coregulator activity; SUMO ligase activity
Source: RefSeq, a predicted model, not a curated record
AUUGUAAUAAUGGCUUAAGGUACAGUGUGUACGUAUGUUAAUCUGUCUGUGUGUCUGUACAUCUUUUCAGUAAGUGUAUUGUGAUAACCGCGUAUGUUAUAAAUUUAUAAAAAACUAUAUUUUUGAAUAAAUUUGUAUCAUCCUUAUGUGAUUUAAUAGACAAUGUUGGAACAUUGCAAUUACAUACUUGUUUAAGUUGUGUCUUGUAGUUAUCAAAGUUGCAAUAAGUAUUGGUUUAUCCCGACAGUGGUAGUACUUUCUGUUUUAAAUGGUGGCAUUUGUAAUUUAUUGGGCGGUGAGUUCGAAAAUUCUUCCCCAAGGAAAUGUCCGACAACACUGAUGAAUUACGGAAUAUGGUAGUUACUUUCCGUGUAUCGGAAUUACAGAUGUUAUUAGGUUUUGCUGGCAGAAACAAAUCCGGAAGAAAAACUGAAUUGCAACAAAGAGCACUCGAACUCGUUAGAGUUAGAUCUCAUCCGAUUCAGCAAAAAAUUAGAGACUUAUAUAAAACAAUUCAACAAAGCGGAGCGCUCAACGUUCAACCAGCUAGUAACUCACCUCCCACUUCUGAGGUACCCCCAGGAGCAACAGUGAAUAAUAUGUCCCAAACACAAGGCAGUAUGCCAAGGAUAGCAGCAAAUGUGCAUCCAUUCAGCAACGAUGGAAGGCAAAUGGCCGCCCGUCAGACGCCAAUGUAUCAACAAAGUAUGUAUUCUCCUUAUCCCCAGUAUUCAACGGCGAAACAACAGCAGAAUGUACUUGCCGGAAACUAUCCCAUUUAUCCAGAUGUUAAAUUUAGACGAUUACCAUUUUAUGAUGUACUAGCAGAUUUAUUGAAACCCUCCUCAUUAGUUCCUCAGAGCAACCAAAGGAUGCAAGAAGGCACUUUCUAUUUCCAUUUAACGCCACAACAAGCUACAGAUAUAGCCAGUAGUCGAGAUAUCAGACCUGGGGUGAAAUGUGAUUACGUGAAACAAGUACAAAUGCGUUUUUGCCUUUUGGAAACCAGUUGCGAACAAGACGAUUAUUUUCCACCGAAUGUUAUAGUCAAAGUUAAUAAUAAACUGUGUCCAUUACCAAAUCCUAUUCCAACUAAUAAACCCGGCGUCGAACCGAAACGGCCGCCUCGUCCAGUUAAUAUAACCCAAAUGGUAAAAUUGAGCCCAACUGUUGCAAAUACAAUAACAGUAUCAUGGGCGGCUGAUUAUGGACGUGGUUAUGCCAUCAGCGUAUCAUUGGUACAUAAAUUGAGUUCGAUGGAUUUAUUACAAAGACUGAAAUUGAAGGGAGUCAAAAAUGCUGAUCAUACCAGAGCGAUAAUCAAAGAAAAACUUAAUGAUGAUGGAGACGAAAUAGCUACGACUUCUUUGAGGGUAUCGUUAAUGUGUCCCUUGGGUAAAAUGAGAAUGACGACACCGUGUCGUCCGCUGACCUGCGGUCAUUUGCAAUGUUUCGACGCUUCCCUAUUUUUGCAAAUGAAUGAAAGGAAACCGACGUGGAGUUGUCCAGUUUGUGAUAAACCCGCCCUUUAUGACAAUUUAGUUAUCGACGGAUACUUUACGGAAGUGUUGAGUUCGACGCUUCUUUCUUCAGAAUGUAAUGAAAUUCAAUUGAACAAAGACGGCACUUGGUGUGUACAAACUCCAGAAAAGAAAUGUACAAAAAUAGAAAAACCCACAGUUAUUGGUAUUGAUGAUUCAAUAGAAAUAAUAGGAGAUGACAUUGAAAUAGUUAGUUCAAAUAUAGCAGCGACUUCUUCGACGGAUAAGCCAGCCGAAGUUCCAAAACUUGAGGAAUCCCGCAAAAAAGACAUUGUCGAUUUAACUAUAUCGGAUUCGGAAGAUGAAGAACCGGCUGCUAAAGUUAGAGCUAUUGCCCCCAAACCAGAUUCUACUAGCAUCUCGUCAAGUAGUAACCAAUCUAGGGUUACAACUACUCCGGGUCCGUCUUCAGUAUCCAGUUCAGGCUACCCGGCAAGUCCUUCAGUUAUUAAUCUUGAUAGUCCUUCUCCACCUCAUUCGCCACAACAAACACCCCAACCAGCACCUCAGCAGCAAACCCCUUCGUCAUGUAUGAUGACAGGACAGACCAAUGGGAAUUCCAAUCAGACAAAUCCUCCUUUUAUGAGCCCAAAUUCUAUGCCGUACUUAGAUCUGGAAAGUGAGGCUGCCGUUGGAUCUAUUACAAACAUAACUUACCCCACAAGUUACUAGAUAAUUAGAUUGUGAAGUUGGGAAGGGUAAAUUGAACAAUCAAUUCAAAUGGAUUUUUCAAGGUUGUUUUGUAUCAGUUUAUUUUAUAUUUACAAAUAAAAAUAAUUUUUUCACAAAAAUAAAAUUAUCAAGGGAAAGUCGAUUUUAGUUCUAGUCGAAAUUGAAUCCUGCCAGUUGGACAUUUAGUUUUAUUAGGAUCAUGUGAAAAAUCACGUUUUCUAAUAAAUCGGAUUUAAAUAUAAUUUGACAAAAUAAUUUUUGUUUAAUCGAUUUUGAAAAUUUGUUUCUUAUGAUCAAGAAAAAAUUGUGAUUUUCUAUUAUGAACCUAAUUUAGAUCCGGCUUUAAUUGGUUUAUUAUUGCACUUUUUUUAUACCUCUGUCCCAUUGAUUUUAUAUACAGGUGAACUUUGAGACUAAUGGGACAACCCGAACCAAUUUUGAAUUAUUUAUAUACUUUCAUAAAAGCUUCUAUUAGGAGUUUGGUUUCAAAAAAAUAAUUUUUGUAUAUACUUGAAUGACUUGUAGAAGCAUAGUAAUAUAACUUUUUUGUCUAA